Nilaparvata lugens (brown planthopper) is the source of this 2301-nucleotide messenger RNA. Its product is annotated as mothers against decapentaplegic homolog 6. Lineage: Eukaryota; Metazoa; Arthropoda; Insecta; Hemiptera; Delphacidae. Gene Ontology annotation, molecular function: I-SMAD binding; transcription regulator inhibitor activity. Gene Ontology annotation, cellular component: heteromeric SMAD protein complex. Gene Ontology annotation, biological process: anatomical structure morphogenesis; transforming growth factor beta receptor signaling pathway; BMP signaling pathway. The record is from RefSeq and is a predicted model, not a curated record.
GGUUGAAAGUUAGGUUAGGUUUGCCUGUUGAGGUAGCGUCUUAGAUAACACGUGUUCUUGGGGUGGUAAGGAAGAAUUCUUACACAAGUUGAAAACAAAAUUCAUGAGUUCUCAGCAUAAUUACCUCCAAAAAUAAACAAUAUAUUUGUAACUUUGAGUCAGUACAUACAAGUUUUGAGAAGAUAUUUUAGGAGAAACAGUAUGAAAGUGGUUGAAACAAUAUAUCUACGAUCUAUUUGGGUGGAAUUAGAGUUUAUUUGUAGGCAAAUAUAUUUAUGAGAAGACGUGUAGGGACGCGAGAAACGUCAUGUAGUAGAAUGCUGCUGAAAUCUGAGAGUAUAUCACCACUUCAAGUAUUGUAUCUGGAUCGACAUGCGGUGCCUCAUCGAAGACAUCUGAAAAAAGUUAGGUCGUCGACCGCAGCAGUGAGGAGUAGCACCAGCGUCAGUUGUCGGUUAAUUGAGAAAACGGUCAAAGUUUUGGCGUCCAAAUGCGUGGCCAGCAAAUCGUGUUUGAUGUUCAUGUUUCGAAGCCGAAGAUCGAAUCUGGGUAGGCGGCUUUGGAAGGCCCGAAUCCGUUCCAGCCGCCAUGAAGCCGGGAGUAAGAUUAAAGACUGGGAGACGCUGUACCGGUCCGGAUUACUUAAGGAGGCCCAGCUGGAACUUUUGGUGAAUGCUGUGGAAUUGAGGGACACCAGUGAGUGUGUGCUACUGCCGAGGGCCGGUCAGGUGCAGGAACCGCAUUUCCUGUGUUGUCAGAUUUGGAGGUGGCCCGAUCUGAAGUCUGCCGCCGAUUUGAAGGCGAUUCCUGCCUCUUGCAAGAACGCCGACAACGAUAUGUAUAUCUGUUGCACUUACCACUGGAGUCGACUCUGUAAACCUGUCUGGCGCCAAGUAGUGAAACCGGCAACACUGUGCAUCGGUCUCCCAGUUCCCAAGAGGCGCAUCAAAGGCAUUGCAAUGCUAUACAUGCAUACUGUGAGACCGGUUCACAGAGUCUCCCCUCCACCUUACUGUCGUUUCUCCAGAGAGAGGUUAAAGCCUGAAGACCGAGCCCCGAGCGAAGGAAACUGUUGUGAAGGUGAUACCCAACUCGAACUGCGGGGCUCUCUUGCCACCAAUGGAGAAGGCGACCGUUGCAGUUCGGAAUGGUGUCGUCUGGCCUACUGGGAGCUGUCACGGCGUGUCGGCCGGCAGUACGGUGUGAACCGGCCCACAAUCGACGUGUUCUGGGACGAGCCGCGCGGCGACGGUCUCUGUCUGGCCGCACUGGCGAUGCACAGCUUUUCGCCGCAGAACGCGGUCAAUUGCACCGGUGGCGGCUCGCCGACGCACGCUCAGAACGCGGCCAACUGCAGCGGCUCACCGGUGAACAACAACUGUGCGACUGCGCAGAACAACAAUGUGAUGUCGCCGCCCCCCUCUCCGCCUGAUCAACACACGCCCGAUGUGGUCAGACGGGCUAGGGAGAAGAUUGGACGAGGUGUAACACUGUGCCUAGAAUCGGACGGUGUGUGGGCGUAUAAUCGGAGUGAAUCGCCCAUGUUUGUGCACUCGCCCUCCUUCAUGGACGACCCCGACUGUUCCCCACCUCCGCCCUCGCACUACUCACCCUCGGCCCCACUCCUGGUGCAGCGGGUGCCUCCCGGCCACUGUCUCAACGUGUUUGUCAGGCCGCAUUGUACAUGUCCUACAGGUGAUCAGGUAACGUCACCGGGCGUUACGUCACGCUGCGACUGCGUUACGCCUGCCUCGGCGCAUGCGCGUACAAUCACAACGCCAGCGGGUCCAGUAGACCCCAACUCCGUCCGCAUCAGCUUCGUCAAGGGCUGGGGACCCAAGUACUCCCGCCAGGAGGUCACCGCUUGCCCCACUUGGCUCGAGGUACUGCUAGCACCGUGUAGGUGAUGUCCGGUGUAGGGUGGACUUAGAGGACUCGUCUGAUGUGCAGGGGCCUUAGAAAACGUUUGAUGAGUUGGUGGAUUGGACUUAGAUUGAAUUGUACAGUGUGUGAGGGCGUUGUUUGGUGCCUUAUAUGUGAUGUCCGGUGUAGGGUGGCCUUACAGGACUAGUGUGAUGUGUAGGGGGCCUUGAAAUACGUUUGGUAAGUUGGUGGAGUAUAAUAAAAUAGUUGAAAACGUUUAAUAGGUGGUCUUGGAGGACUUAGAAUGAAUUGUGAAGUGUUUAAGGGCCUUAGGUUGCUUCUAUAGUGAGGUCCACGUUAUAAUGACAGUAUUUGUCUAUCAUUCGACAAAGCCGGUGGUACUAUCCUUUUCUAGGUCCACAACAAUGCCAAUUAUGU